This is a messenger RNA of Klebsormidium nitens, 609 nucleotides long. Lineage: Eukaryota; Viridiplantae; Streptophyta; Klebsormidiophyceae; Klebsormidiales; Klebsormidiaceae. The record is from the annotation of a GenBank genome assembly.
AUGGAGGUUCUGUGGGUAGUUACGGAAACCGCGUACAGUGCGCUCGCGCCCUUCGAGGUCCCCGUCAACUUCUGGUUGGAGAAGUCCAUUCCGCAGCGGGAGGUUUUACGGCACCCGGCCGUGGCCGCGAUGAUUACGCACUGCGGGGGAGAUGGAGCGCAGGGCGCAACUCAAGCGGGCUCCGAGAAGAAACGGACUUUGAUCCAAUCCGUGCACGAUCUUGUCUCUGCAGAGGAAUACGACGUCGCGCAAAGACUGGCGCACGCAGGCUUCCCUGUUCUGGACCCACUGCGCGCGAUGCCGGCCGACCUUUCUGCCGCAGUGCGCGCGGUAACCGCGCGAGACCCAACUACGGAGAACGCCUACCAGGCGAAAGCGCGCAAGAUCGCGCGCAUUUUUCGCUUCCUGGGGGGCGCGCCGAGAGCCGCAGAUUUUGUGGAGCUCGUCGCGGAGCUGGGCACCGAGCACCAGCUGCGGACGCCCGAUCUGAGCAUGUCCUGGUUUGUGAAGCACAAACUAGACCUGUUGAUCUUAGUAGCGAUCUUCGCGGGUGUCAUUUUUCUCGCAGCCAACGUCUCCGUACGAUUUCUCGUUGGCGAACUUCUCUAA